Molecule: messenger RNA, 591 nt
Organism: Gorilla gorilla gorilla (western lowland gorilla)
Lineage: Eukaryota; Metazoa; Chordata; Mammalia; Primates; Hominidae
Gene: RPL32
Product: ribosomal protein L32
Exons: 4
Coding region: 137-544 (135 amino acids)
Biological process (GO): translation
Cellular component (GO): ribosome; cytosolic large ribosomal subunit
Molecular function (GO): structural constituent of ribosome
Source: RefSeq, a predicted model, not a curated record
AGCCGGAGCCGGAAGUGCUUGCCUUUUUCCCUGCCAGGACCCAGGGGUUACGUCCCAUCAGCCCUUGCGCGCCACCGUCCCUUCUCUCUUCCUCGGCGCUGCCUACGGAGGUGGCAGCCAUCUCCUUCUCGGCAUCAUGGCCGCCCUCAGACCCCUUGUGAAGCCCAAGAUCGUCAAAAAGAGAACCAAGAAGUUCAUCCGGCACCAGUCAGACCGAUAUGUCAAAAUUAAGCGUAACUGGCGGAAACCCAGAGGCAUUGACAACAGGGUUCGUAGAAGAUUCAAGGGCCAGAUCUUGAUGCCCAACAUUGGUUAUGGAAGCAACAAAAAAACAAAGCACAUGCUGCCUAGUGGCUUCCGGAAGUUCCUGGUCCACAACGUCAAGGAGCUGGAAGUGCUGCUGAUGUGCAACAAAUCUUACUGUGCCGAGAUCGCUCACAAUGUUUCCUCCAAGAACCGCAAAGCCAUUGUGGAAAGAGCUGCCCAACUGGCCAUCAGAGUCACCAACCCCAAUGCCAGGCUGCGCAGUGAAGAAAAUGAGUAGGCAGCUCAUGUGCACGUUUUCUGUUUAAAUAAAUGUAAAAACUGCCA